AUUACUCUAAAUCAAGAACCACACUACAAAUAAAAUGGUUUUCAAAUUUAAGUGCUACUCACGCCUCAAUUAGUGUCUGCACAGAUAAAUCAGACCAAGAUCGUAGUAUCAAACAAAAACUAGGAUUUAUGAAAAAAUAUAACGAGGACGAUAUCGAUAUAGCAACAUAUUUUGAAGAAACUUCUUGCUGCAGCGAGGAUAUAAGUAACAUAUAUAGUAAUGUGGAGACAGUAUCUUUAAGGGAUGGAGACUCUUUUAAAAAUUUUGAACAUAUUAACCUUUCACGUCCUUUAAGAGAUAAUUCUGGUUUUCACGUAAUUGUUAUCACUUUUAAUGAUAAUCAUAACCAUGAUCUAUCUUAUAAAGCAAUACAAUUUGAAAAAAAAAACAGUUUACUGAAGAAAUAUGGCAAAAAGUUGAAUUUUUGGUUACUAAGUGCCAGCUUGGCACAACCAUGGUGUGAUUAUGAGUUUGGUGAGUCAAUUGGUCAUGAUAACACAGUUUUUGUCAGUAAUGAGACAGCUGAAACAUACCAAUGGGUCCUUCAAAUAACAAAAAAAGCCACUAACAAUAGAUACCUCAAUGUUUUUGUAACCGAUAGAAUUCAAUCUACGUCUUUCGUUGAAAGUCAAAAUGCAUACAUCAAGAGAGUGUUAGAAAGCAGUAAUACAUCUUUGUGUGAGUUGGAACAAAUGAAGGAAAGUUUGUAUUAUAUGGCCAGUCAUUCUAUAGUUGAAGAGGUCGAGUCACUUAUCAUUUGUGAAUCAUCACAAAGUAAAGACAUGGAUGGUGAACUUGAUGUUGUUAAUUUAUCAGCCAAAUGUCUUCUGGAUUGCUUAGAACGAAAUACAAUUGAGGAGAUUUGGAAAUUGUCAAGGGUUAUAAGCAGUAAAAUUAAUCAUUUUGUAUUUCUUCUUUCUAAUGGCUCAUAUAGUUAUACAUGCCUUUUACAACAAAAAAAAGAUCUUGUUUGUUGGCAUUUUUACUAUUUGCUAAAUAUUACAGAGAAGACACAGUUUAGUUUAUGGCUAAUUGCCAAGCACUGGAUUCCAAGAGACCAACGAUUAGGUGUUGCAAAGGAGGAUAUAUACUUUGGUCAAAGGUUUGGUGAAACCACAAACAAAGAGUAUAUUAAUGAAAUACUUUUUUAUGUGAAAGUUUGGGGCCUUGCACAUACUACUAUAAACAAAUGCAUGUUACAUCGUAACCAUGAAUUUGUUUGUUUAAUCAAAGAGUAUUUGAGCAGGAUUCAUAUUAGAGAAGAUGAAUUGAUCGGAGAACAAGAAACCUUGAUGCAUACUUCAUUUAACAGACAUACUAUUGAAGACAUACCGCUUGCGAAUCCCCGAAAGAUUACUGUUAAAGGAAGACCAAAAGCAGUAAGUCACAAGAAUGCUACAAAAAUUACAUCACAAGAUAUAGGAAAUAAAAAGAAACGUAGACAAUACACUUGUGGAAUUUGUAAAGAGCCAGGCCACAAUGUAGCAACUUGUCCAAAUAAAGUAGAGGA
This is a messenger RNA of Racocetra persica, 1510 nucleotides long. NCBI's taxonomy places the organism in Eukaryota, Fungi, Glomeromycota, Glomeromycetes, Diversisporales, Gigasporaceae. The record is from the annotation of a GenBank genome assembly.